ACCAUGAAGCUACUUCCGCUACUCAGUUCUGUGAUGGGCUUUCUUCUGACUGCCAAGGCCGAGCAGCAGCAGUUCGUGUCCCUGCCAACAGCAGCAGCAGCAGCAGCAGCAGUGGCAAACAAUCAGAGCCUGGGACUGGCCACAGGACCCGAGAAUCCCUACUGCAAGGCGCAGCUGUGUCCACGCGGCAAGCGGCAUGUGGCCUGUGAGAAGUACACAACGCCUUAUCACAGAUCCUGCCUGGCUGCCCAGCCAAAGCUGGUGAAUCUCACCGGACACGCGGACAUGAUCCUCAAGCAGCACAACGAGCGGCGACACCGUGUGGCCAGUGGCAAGAACUCCUCGCUGCCGCGCUCCGCCCGCAUGGUGGUGAUGCAGUGGAGCGAGGAGCUGGCCACGCUGGCCGGCUACAAUGCGCGCAUGUGCCAGGCCAAGCACGACGACUGCCGCAACACGCACAACUUCACCCGCUCCGGCCAGAACAUCAUUGUGUUCAACAUGACGCAUCAUGUCGAGGAUGAGCUGCUCGAGCGGCUGUAUCCGGAGCUGCUGGGCAUCGGUGUGCGCACUUGGUGGUCGGAGCAUGCCAACAUGACCGCAGCGGAUAUGGAACAGUAUCCGUGCGACCAGAAGCGGCAACAACUCCACCGACACUUUGCGGUCAUGGCCAUGGAUAGCAACUCGCAUGUGGGCUGCGCCGGCAUCCGGUAUGUGACCAAGGGCCUGACCUACUUCAAGCUGACCUGCAACUACGCCAAGGAGCCGGUGUGCGGCCAGCCGAUCUAUCGCAUCCGCACUGAGGGCUGCCUCACGGGCCGCAACAAGCAGUAUCCAGCCCUCUGCUCACCCAAUGAAGUAUUCACUUAAAUCCGUCACCCCGUCCACCCGUCCGCCGUCUGCCGUGGUGCAUCCCAUGUUUAUCUGACAAAUAUUCGUUAAUCCCCACACCCCACACACAAUAAAUAUUCAGCAAGCAGUA
Messenger RNA from Drosophila obscura, 979 nucleotides. Its product is annotated as antigen 5 like allergen Cul n 1-like. Lineage: Eukaryota; Metazoa; Arthropoda; Insecta; Diptera; Drosophilidae. The transcript is spliced from 3 exons. The coding region runs from base 4 to 867 and encodes 287 amino acids. The record is from RefSeq and is a predicted model, not a curated record.